GUGCGUUCAACAAAGCUAAAGUAGCGGCACAGUUCAUUAGAUGCGAAGCAGAGAAACCACCAAAUAUUUGUGACAAGUGGAAUUCGAACUGGGAAAAUACUUAAAAUGCCUAGAAUUGUUGCAUUAGCAAAUCUGUUGUUGUCGCUGAUGCUGUUGGUCUACCUGGACAUAAUGCUGUUGGACGGUGCACGUGCAGCUCCAACCGCAGCCAACGGCACGAAGUCAUCAUCAGCCUUACUAAAUCCCAACGCCGAAAGCACAAGUACUCACAUAGUAAGUAGCGGUGCCGACAGCAGCAACAAAGCAAAAUUGAAUUUGAAAUGGACGUCACGCAGCGCCUGGCAGGCGGCGCCCCCGCUACACACACCAACGCACACAACUCUGCCGGGUGGCGUUUCCUAUGUGAUCAUUCAUCACACUGCCACGCCAGCAAGCGCUUGUCGACGCAAUGCCAACGCCUGUGCAGCCACCGUACGCGCCAUACAGCGCAACCAUCAGCAGCAGCGCGGUUGGGAUGAUGUCGGUUACAAUUUCCUAAUCGGUGGCAGCGACGAACGCGCCGAGAUUUAUGAAGGGCGCGGCUUCGAUGUGGUGGGCGCACAUGCUGUCGGCUAUAAUUCGCGCAGCGUGGGUAUCGCGCUAAUCGGUGACUGGACAGACGACCUACCGCCACUCCCUGUGCUGGAAAAAUUGCAGCAGCUCAUAACUUACGGCACACAAAUGGGCCACAUACAACGCGACUACGUGCUGCUCGGCCAUCGCCAAGUGAAGUCAACAGACUGCCCGGGCAACCGGCUGUACAAUACGCUGAAGGAAUGGCCGCACUACAAGCAACAUGCCGCUUAAGGAUAUACCAUACAAAUGUGGUAGCAAAUAAUGCGCAAGAAGACUGACGAAGACACGGACUAGCAGCGGCGAUAAUAAGCGGAAGUGAAAUUAUUGGCAGAAAACUGCGUAUUGCAGAGGAGGACGCUGAAUUUACAUCUUUUAAUUUAAUUGGUAUUUAUUCUUUUACAACUUAUUUAUUGUGUGGGUAAUGUAAUGCG
Messenger RNA from Bactrocera latifrons, 1046 nucleotides. Its product is annotated as peptidoglycan-recognition protein SB1-like. The coding region runs from base 106 to 846 and encodes 246 amino acids. Gene Ontology annotation, biological process: peptidoglycan catabolic process. Lineage: Eukaryota; Metazoa; Arthropoda; Insecta; Diptera; Tephritidae. The record is from RefSeq and is a predicted model, not a curated record. The transcript has 3 exons. Gene Ontology annotation, molecular function: N-acetylmuramoyl-L-alanine amidase activity; zinc ion binding.